Molecule: messenger RNA, 3036 nt
Organism: Diabrotica virgifera virgifera (western corn rootworm)
Lineage: Eukaryota; Metazoa; Arthropoda; Insecta; Coleoptera; Chrysomelidae
Gene: Prp6
Product: pre-mRNA-processing factor 6
Exons: 5
Coding region: 127-2931 (934 amino acids)
Biological process (GO): mRNA splicing, via spliceosome; spliceosomal tri-snRNP complex assembly
Cellular component (GO): U4/U6 x U5 tri-snRNP complex; catalytic step 2 spliceosome
Molecular function (GO): protein binding
Source: RefSeq, a predicted model, not a curated record
AGCAGCAGACACAUAUCCACUAAAAAAAAGAAGAUAUUAAUAAUUUUUAGGUUAUUUUGUUUACUAUCAAAUCGUUGUCAAAACGAAUUUAAUAGGGCUUUUAAAAAAAGUAAUGUUUAGUAAAACAUGGCAGCAGCACCACCACAGGCUUUAGUCAACAGGAAUAAGAAACAUUUUCUAGGUGUACCAGCUCCUUUGGGGUAUGUAGCUGGUGUAGGAAGAGGAGCUACAGGUUUUACCACUCGUUCUGAUAUCGGUCCUGCUAGGGAUGCUAACGAUGUUUCGGACGAUAGACACGCUCCGCCAGCAGCUAAAAGGACUAAAAAGAAAGACGAGGAAGAAGAAAAGGAAGAGGAAGAAGAUUUAAAUGAUUCCAAUUAUGAUGAAUUCAGUGGCUAUGGUGGAUCAUUAUUUUCAAAAGAUCCUUAUGACAAAGAUGAUGCAGAAGCUGAUGCUAUUUAUGAAGCUAUUGAUAAACGGAUGGAUGAAAAAAGAAAGGAGUAUAGAGAAAAACGUUUAAGAGAAGAACUUGAGAAGUAUCGACAGGAAAGGCCAAAAAUUCAGCAGCAGUUCUCUGAUUUAAAAAGAGAUUUAGCGCAGGUUACAGAAGAUGAAUGGAAGACAGUACCAGAAGUUGGUGAUGCCAGAAAUAAAAAGCAACGUAAUCCGAGAGCAGAAAAGUUUACCCCCUUACCAGAUAGCGUAAUAUCUAACAAUUUAGGAAGUGUGUCCUCCACAUCUAUAGAUCCCAAUUCAGGUUUAGCUAGUAUGGUUCCUGGAGUACAAACACCGGGUAUGCUGACACCCACAGGCGACAUGGAUCUGCGCAAAAUCGGCCAAGCAAGAAACACUCUGAUGAAUGUUAAACUGUCACAAGUAUCUGACUCUGUAACUGGUCAAACAGUUGUUGAUCCUAAGGGGUAUCUUACUGAUUUACAAUCUAUGAUACCCACUUAUGGAGGUGACAUUAAUGACAUCAAGAAAGCUAGACUACUAUUAAAAUCAGUCAGAGAAACUAAUCCAAAUCAUCCACCUGCUUGGAUUGCCAGUGCUAGGCUAGAGGAGGUUACAGGCAAAGUCCAAGCAGCUAGAAACCUUAUAAUGAAAGGCUGUGAAGUAAAUCCCCAAAGCGAGGACCUAUGGCUUGAAGCGGCUAGACUAAAUCCACCUGAUACCGCUAAAGCAAUCAUUGCUCAAGCAGCCCGUCACAUACCUACAUCUGUCAGAAUCUGGAUUAAAGCGGCUGAUCUAGAAUCCGAAACCAAGGCCAAAAGAAGGGUCUAUAGGAAAGCCUUGGAACAUAUUCCGAACUCCGUACGAUUGUGGAAAGCUGCCGUUGAACUGGAAAAUCCAGAAGACGCCAGGAUUCUACUUUCUAGGGCUGUGGAAUGUUGUCCGUCAGCAGUUGAACUGUGGUUGGCGCUUGCCAGGCUGGAAACUUAUGAAAAUGCGAGGAAAGUGCUGAAUAAAGCUAGAGAAAAUAUUCCUACGGAUAAACAGAUUUGGACCACUGCUGCAAAAUUAGAGGAGGCGAAUGGUAACCAACAUAUGGUGGAAAAGAUCAUAGAACGAGCUAUUACUUCGCUUAGUUCAAACGGUGUGGAAAUCAACAGGGAACAAUGGUUUAAAGAAGCCAUUGAAAGUGAAAAAGGCGGCCAUAUUCAUUGUUGUCGCGCUAUCAUUAAAGCGAUCAUUAGCUACGGCGUGGAAACUGAAGAUCAAAAACACACUUGGAUGGAAGACGCUGAAAACUGUAUCAAUCAAACUGCUUUUGAGUGUGCUAGAAGUGUUUACAACAUAGCUUUAGCCACAUUUCCCGGCAAGAAGUCAAUAUGGCUGCGAGCUGCCUAUCUGGAGAAAAGCCACGGCACCAGGGAGAGUUUGGAAAGUCUUCUACAAAGAGCAGUUGCCCAUUGUCCGAAGAGUGAGGUCUUGUGGUUGAUGGGAGCCAAGAGCAAGUGGUUAGCAGGUGACGUGCCGGCAGCUAGAGGAAUCCUCUCCCUAGCUUUCCAGGCUAAUCCAAAUAGCGAAGAGAUCUGGCUCGCUGCUGUGAAAUUGGAAUCCGAAAAUAAAGAAUACGAAAGAGCCAGGAGAUUGUUGGCGAAGGCCAGAGGAUCCGCUCCAACACCGCGUGUCAUGAUGAAGAGCGCUAAAUUGGAAUGGUCUCUGAACGACUUGGACGGAGCUCUCCAUUUACUAGACGAAGCACUAAAAGCGUUUGGAGAUUAUUCUAAAUUGUGGAUGAUGGUUGGGCAAAUUCAAGAGGAGAAGAAGGAUUUGUCAAAAGCGUUCGAUGCGUACAACGCAGGAAUUAAAAAAUGUCCGAACUCUAUUCCUCUUUGGAUCUUGUUGUCGAGAUUAGAAGAAAAGAGAGGACUUCUCACCAAGGCUAGAUCAGUUUUGGAAAAAGCAAGGUUAAGAAACCCUAAGAACGAUCAACUCUGGCUGGAAGCUAUCAGGGUAGAAAUGAGAGCUGGUAUAAAAGACAUUGCUAACGCUAUGAUGGCCAAAGCGAUCCAAGAGUGUCCAACGUCUGGUAUUUUAUGGUCUGAAAGUAUCUUCAUGGAACCCAGACCUCAACGCAAAACAAAAUCUGUAGAUGCGUUGAAGAAAUGUGAACACGAUCCACACGUGCUGCUCGCUGUAAGUAAACUCUUCUGGUCUGAAAGGAAGAUUAGUAAAUGUAGAGAAUGGUUCCAGAGGACUUUAAAGAUCGAGCCCGAUUUAGGAGACGCUUGGGCUUAUUGGUACCGAUUCGAGCAAUUGCACGGAACCAAAGAACAGCAAGAAGAGGCAAAACAGAGGUGUAUAUUGACAGAACCUCACCACGGUGAGAAUUGGUGUGCCGUGUCAAAGGAUAUUAAAAAUGUUGGGUUGAGUACUGAACAAAUCUUAAGACUCGUUGCAAAAGAAUUGCCAAUACCAGUGUAAAAUAGAUCAGUCCCUAAGAAAAGUUGUAAUUACAUCAUUAGUAUUCGAUCUUUGUGUUUGAUUUGUUUUUUUUAUUAAUUGUAAUUAUAGUUGUUAAAAAGUAAA